ACCCGCCUUUGUACCUGCAGGUUGUCCGUCCUUUCUCGAGCUGCGUGUGGUAACACAAACGCGGAGUCCAUGUCUUUUCUUGUAAGUAAACCCGAACGGAUUAGGCGGUGGGUGUCUGAAAAGUUCAUUGUUGAGGGCUUAAGAGAGUUCGAACUGUUUGGAGAGCAGCCUCCGGGUGACUCUCGGAGAAAAACAAAUGAGGCGAGCUCCGAGUCGAUAGCUUCUUCCCCUAAAAGGGACACCAUGAGCAACUUCCUACCAGACAGCAGCUGUUAUGAGUUGCUCACUAUCAUAGGCAGGGGCUUUGAAGACUUGAUGGUUGUGAACCUGGCCAGGUAUAAACCCACGGGAGAGUAUGUCACAGUCAGAAGAGUGAACUUGGAGGCCUGCACAAAUGAAAUGGUCACAUUCUUGCAGGGAGAACUCCAUGUUUCCAAGCUCUUCAACCACCCUAACAUCGUGCCAUACAAAGCAACUUUCAUAGCUGACAAUGAGCUAUGGGUAGUGACAUCUUUCAUGGCCUAUGGUUCUGCAAAAGAUUUAAUUUGUACCCAUUUUAUGGAUGGGAUGAGUGAACUGGCUAUUGCAUAUAUCCUCCAAGGCGUAUUGAAAGCACUCGACUACAUCCACCAUAUGGGCUAUGUACAUAGGAGUGUUAAAGCCAGCCAUAUCCUGAUCUCUGUAGACGGGAAGGUCUACCUCUCUGGCCUGCGAAGUAAUCUAAGUAUGAUCAACCACGGGCAGCGUCUCAAAGUUGUUCAUGACUUUCCCAAAUACAGCAUCAAAGUCCUGCCUUGGCUCAGUCCUGAAGUCUUGCAGCAGAAUCUCCAGGGUUACGAUGCAAAAUCUGACAUUUACAGUGUAGGGAUAACAGCCUGCGAGCUUGCAAAUGGACAUGUACCAUUUAAAGACAUGCCUUCUACUCAGAUGCUUUUGGAAAAGCUGAAUGGAACCGUUCCCUGCCUGCUGGACACCACCACAAUUCCUGCUGACGAGCUGACUAUGAAGACCUCCCGUUCAAGUGCUAACUAUGGGAUGGUGGAGAGCAUGGCUAUCGGCAACGUGAGAGCGGCCAACGGGGAGCCAGCCCUGCACCCUUACCUUCGGACCUUCUCCACCUACUUCCAUAACUUUGUAGAGCAGUGUCUCCAGCGGAACCCUGAUUUCAGGCCAAGCGCAGGCACUCUGCUUAAUCAUCCCUUUUUCAAGCAGAUCAAGCGCCGCGCUUCUGAAGCACUCCCUGAACUUCUGCGCCCUGUCACCCCGAUCACCAAUUUUGAAGGAACGCGGCCCCAGGAUCCCAGUGGCAUUUUUGGGCUGGUGUCAAACCUGGAGCAGCUGGAUGUGGAUGACUGGGAAUUCUAGAAAAAUGGACUAUAGCUGGUUCUGGAGGAGCUUUCUGGACAUUGUAACUGAUUGGUCCUGUUCAUAAAAGGUGAUGAAUGUUACACAUACAAGAGUUUACAGGUCCUUGGGAAGGAACUUCAGCUGCCUGUUUACUUCAGAAGUACCCUGGAAACAAACGGGACAGACUUGAGCUGGAAAAAGGAUCAACCCCAAGGAGCUGUGGAGUGCCCAGAGCCCCAGGCCUUGCAGCUGCGCACUGGUAGAUCACUCAAAUGGGUCGAGUGAGUCUGUUUAUUUAUGUUUUUCUAAAAAUCACUGGCUUCCUCGUAUCACAGUUGAAGGCUGCAUGUCCCUACCCUCUUUGGUUCUGUCUCUAUGGGUGCCUUAGAGUGAAGGGGAGGCAGGUAGCAAUCAGUUUUGGGCAUUCUCGUAGAGCUAGUCAGAUUGUUAGUGUUGUCACAGGGUAAGAUUUGAGUGGGGGGUGGGGGUGGAAAGGGAUUAUGUUGUUAAAUUUAGUCACUGCUUUGUGAUGGGAGAUGAAGACAAGCCGCUGCCGUUAGACGUUCCUAUGCAGCACUGGCUGAUUCCCUUCCAGUUCUGGAGAGAGCUUAGAGGAGACUUGUCUCCCUCGAUGCUGAGCACUCAGCUCCAGGUCACACAGGGCCUUCCCACCUCUCCUUGGUGGUGGUCUGAGUCCCCAAAGCCACUGUGCACCCCUGCACUGUACCAGCUUUUAUCCCCCACAGCACGUGCAGGUGAGCCUCCUGUUAGCUGGGCUGGUUUCACCGCAUGCAGCACUCGCACCAGCUUGUUCUCAGUGACUUACCCUGGCACAGAGGAAAAAUUGACUUCUGUGCUAAAUCCUCUUGCUCACGACUCCUCUUUGAACAUCACGAACAGAAUUAUUUUAAGCCUUCCUUUACUGUUGCUGUUCUGCCUUCCCUGACGACAGCAGGUAAAAGCUUCUCACACGGCUCCCCUCGACUCCCAGCUGUGUGACGCUGCUCUGGCAGCUCUCCCCCUUCCGUGGUCUCUCUGUUUUGGAGGUGUCUUUAAGGCUUUUAGUUUGACCCUUCCAAGGACCACGGUUGCUGGACGUCUUUCUACUCUUUUAACGAAGCACUGAGACUCCAGUCCUGUAGGUGUGGUUGAUGGGAGUAGUGGUGCUGGCAACAGGUCCUCCUUGUGUUUAUAAACUGUACUUGAACCCCGAUAAAGUUUGUUACUCUAGUUUUUUGCCAAAACAAAUAAAAUAUUUCUGAAGUU
Athene cunicularia (burrowing owl) is the source of this 2613-nucleotide messenger RNA. It is a transcript of the gene STRADA, whose product is annotated as STE20-related kinase adaptor alpha. The record is from RefSeq and is a predicted model, not a curated record. Gene Ontology annotation, biological process: protein phosphorylation. Lineage: Eukaryota; Metazoa; Chordata; Aves; Strigiformes; Strigidae. The transcript has 12 exons. The coding region runs from base 70 to 1365 and encodes 431 amino acids. Gene Ontology annotation, molecular function: protein kinase activity; protein serine/threonine kinase activator activity; ATP binding.